Messenger RNA from Triticum dicoccoides, 4109 nucleotides. RefSeq names its product disease resistance protein Pik-2-like. Gene Ontology annotation, molecular function: ADP binding. Lineage: Eukaryota; Viridiplantae; Streptophyta; Magnoliopsida; Poales; Poaceae. Gene Ontology annotation, biological process: defense response to other organism. Bases 205 to 3849 code for a protein of 1214 amino acids. The record is from RefSeq and is a predicted model, not a curated record. The transcript is spliced from 4 exons.
CCCCUUCCAAAAAAUUUCCCCCACCCCUUCUCCGAACCCUGCCUAUCCCUCCCUAAUCCUCAACUUCACCGAGACGGCGGCUCCCGGCGGUGCGCCGGGCGCGACAUACCGGCAACAGGCGGCAGCAGGUGACGCGACUCCUCCACUAACCACCUCAACCUCCCCCGUGUUGCAGUCGCCGCCGACCUCCACCAGAUCCGCUAAAUGGAGGCCACCGUGCUAAGUCUGGGCAAGUCUGUGGUGAUUGGGGCGCUCAGCUACGCCAGGUCUGCCGGUGCUGGGGAGAUAGCCUCGCGUCUUGGAGUUCAGCGUGAUCAGGCCUUCAUCGCCGAUGAGCUGGAGAUGAUGCAAGCGUUCCUGAUGGCCGCACACGACGGGCCAGAGGACAAGGACAGGGUGGUCAGGGUCUGGGUGAAGCAGGUCCGCGACGUGGCCUAUGAGGUUGAGGACUCCCUCCAGGAAUUCGCUGUCCGGUUACAGAAGCAGUCUUGGUGGCGUGUUGCCAGCACCCUUCUGGACCGGCGCCUCGUUGGCAAGCAGAUGAGGGAGCUUAGAGCCAAGGUCGAGGAUGUCAGCCGCAGGAACAAGCGCUACCGCCUCAUCAAUGGCGACGGCGCUGGUUCCAAGCCUAGCAAUAUCUCCACAACCACAAGUGAGUUCCCCGUUGCUGGCGUAACUAUGUCUGGCACCGAGGAAGCUAGGCGGCAGUUGGACAAAGCAAAAAUGGAUCUCAUUCGCCUGAUCGGUUCCAAGAAGGAUGAGGACCUUAGAGUAAUCGCAUUAUGGAGAGCAAAUGGUGAUCUUGGGGAGACCUCUGUCAUAAAAAAGGCAUACGAAGAUCUGAAGGUGGACAAGAAGUUCGAAUGCUUUGCUUGGAUCAAGUUGGUGCGUCCUGUCAAUCCAACAGAGUACUUGCGGAGUAUUUUGAGGCAGUUUUAUGUAAAUUCACUACAAGGGACAACUAUGGAGGCCCAAGAUCUGAGAUGGAUGGAGAUGACAAAGGAAAAUGAUUUGGUUGGUGAGUUCAAGAGGUUUGUGAGUGCGAAGAGUUACCUUAUUGUCCUCAAGGACAUACAUACUAUUGAAGAAUGGGACUGCAUUAAAGUUUUCUUCUUAAAUUACAAGAAAGGAAGUCGAAUCAUAGUAUCCACAGAGCAAGUUGAGGUUGCUAGCUUAUGCGUAAGACAACAGACUGCAGCAGCUGACCACAAGCAGUUGCAUAUGGACCAGGCUCUCUAUGCUUUCUACGAUAAGGGUUUGCAAGAUGGAGCUGAUGCAACUGAGGCAGGGUCUAGCUUUAACAUAGCUAGUAUGACUAGUAGCAACUCUGCAGACAACAAGAGCCUCACUCACACAGAGACGACGAUAGCUGAUUUUAAGGAAUAUGAGCAGGUCGGUCGAGAGAAAGAAAAAUCUGAUAUUAUCAAACUAAUUUCAAAUGAAGUUAACCAACAGCUUGAUGUGGUUUCUGUGUGGGGAAUGGGCGGUCUUGGGAAAACAACACUAGUUAGAGAUGUGUAUCAAAGCCAACACCUCAGCGUCAAAUUCAGGUACCGCGCUUGUGUAACGAUUAUGCAUCCCUUCAAUUGUGAUGAGCUCAUCAAGAGCUUAGCUCGACAAUUAGAUGCAGAGGAUUAUGAAAAUAAAGAGGAAACAGGCUUAGCGGGUGGCAGAACAAAACCUAGGCUCCAACGGUCACUAACAGACAUUUUAGAAGGAAAGAAGUACUUGAUUGUUCUUGAUGAUCUAUCAUCUGCCACAGAAUGGGACUCUAUAAUACAGCAUUUACCUGCAAGGGAAACAGCAAGUCGUAUCAUAGUCACCACAAGGUCAGAAAAUAUUGCUAGGCACUGUUCAAAGAAACAAGGGAACAUAUACAAGCUUCAAAUUCUGGGGUAUGAAGAUGGACUUAACCUCUUCAUGGAAAAGGUAUUUCACAAGAUUACAUAUCUGAAUGAUGAAUAUCCGGAGUUGGUUGAACAAGCAAAUCUGAUCCUAAAGAAGUGUGAUGGACUUCCCCUUGCAAUUGUCACCAUAGGUGGCUUCUUGGCAAACCAACCUAAAACCGCUUUGGAGUGGAUGAAAUUGAAUGACCAUAUUAGUGCCGAGUUGGAAAUGAAUCCUGAGCUUGAAAGGAUAGCAGCAGUCCUUAACAAAAGUUAUGAUGGUUUACCUUACCAUCUCAAGUCAUGUAUGCUGUAUUUCUCCAUCUUCCCCCAAGAUGACAAGGUUAGCCGGAGACGCCUGGUGCGUCGGUGGAUUGCAGAGGGCUACUCAAGGGAGUUGCGUGGCAAGUCCGCGGAGGAAAUAGCGGAGAGCUAUUUCAUGGAGCUCAUAAGCAGGAGCAUGAUCCUACCAUCUCAAGAAUCCAUUCAUAGUAGAAGAGGAAUUGACUCCUGCCAAGUCCAUGAUCUCAUUCGUGAAAUUGGUAUCUCAAAAUCAGCAGAGGAUAAUCUUGUUUUCACAUUGGAGGAAGGCUGUGGAUUAAACAACCGGGGAACAAUACGCCAUCUUGCCAUAAGUAGUAGCUGGAAGGGAGAUCAGUGUGACUUCAAGAGCAUAGUGGACAUGUCUUGUAUAAGAUCAUUAACGGUGUUUGGGAAGUGGAGGCCAUUUUUCAUGUCUGAGAAGAUGAGGUUGCUGCGAGUGCUGGACCUAGAGGGGACAUCAGGUCUUGUUGAUCAUCAUCUUACGGGCAUUGGGAAGCUUCUUCAUCUAAGGUACCUUUCUUUAAGAGGAUGUGAUGAUAUUUAUCACUUGCCAGACUCAUUGGGUAACCUGAGGCAGCUGCAAACACUAGACGUUACAUAUACAAGCAUAAUGGAACUACCGAGGACCAUUAUCAAGCUUAGCAAGCUAGAGCAUAUUCGUGCUGGGAGCAUUGGAAGUAACGAUGGUGGUACACGUGAAACAUUUGCAGACACCCUAUGCACUUUGGCUUUGUCAUCAAUGGCAUUCUGUGUGGGAUGUUGCGCACCUCAGGUUCUGAAAGAGGUAAUGGAUAUUGAUGGUGACCCUAACAGGCGUGAUGUAUGCACUGCGUGUUGCUGCAAUAAAUUACCUUCUGCCGCGACGCGCCAAAGUCCAAAUGGUGUUGAAGUGCCAAGGGGGACUCGCAGACUGAAAGCCCUGAACACAAUGGGUGUUGUGAAUGUCUCAGGAUCAAGGGGUAAGGCUGUUCUAAACGACCUAAAAAGUCUCACCAGGCUGCGGAAGUUAAGAGUGACUGGCAUCAAUAAGAAAAACUCUCAAGAGUUGUGUUCAGCCCUUUCAAAGCUCAGUUGUCUGGAAUCCUUGUUGGUGCGGUCAGAGGGAAACCCUGGUUUAUCUGGCUGCUUGGAUGCCCUACUGUCCCCUCCGAAAAAACUACAGAGCCUCAAGCUGUAUGGUAACCUGGUGAAAUUGCCCGACUGGAUGGAGGCGCUCCGGAAUCUCGUGAAGAUGGAGCUGCGGAGCAGCAGGAUAUUGGAGGUUGAUGCGGCCAUGCAGGUCCUCGGCAAUUUACCAAACCUGGCCAUACUGCGUCUGCUGAGGCACUCAUUCACUGGCGAAGAGCUUCGUUUCAGUCUCAAUCGGGACGCGGCAUUCCCGAGUCUGACGGUGCUGGAGCUCAGCCUCCUAGACAAGCUCGAAUCGGUGGAGUUCCAAGGAGGGGCAGCCCCAAAGAUUGAGCUGCUGCAGUUUCGUGGCUGGCGUUACAAAGCCAACACGGUGUUGUUUGCAGGGCUUCCUUCUCUCCCGAGCCUCAAGGAAGUUUUGCUCAAGGGUCGCUAUGAGGAUGGCUUCGUGGAUGACUUGCGGGCCCGGCUUGCGGGUAAUCCAAACAGACCUGUUUUGAAGCUCAACUGAAUUGCUUCAGACUGCGUAUUCCAGAUUCGAUCGAUAAAACCUACACUAGUAGUAUACAUAUAUCUGUGAACGUCAAAAGCUUCAGUGAUGAUUUAUACGUGUACACGUAAUUGGUCAUAGUAGUAUAUACAUAAGCUGUUUGGUUUUUAUCUCUACUGCAAGAAAAACUCGUACUCUCUCCGAUCCAUAUUACUUGUCUUAGAUUUGUCUGGAUACGGAAGUCAUCAUUGAGAAGAAUCCAGUCUGGCCAUUAUGCUCCA